Paramuricea clavata is the source of this 4096-nucleotide messenger RNA. Lineage: Eukaryota; Metazoa; Cnidaria; Anthozoa; Malacalcyonacea; Plexauridae. The record is from the annotation of a GenBank genome assembly.
AUGGUUCCAAAGCAAGAACCUGUCGUUGAGGCGAAUUUGACGGAUGAAGUUAAACCGAAAACUAGGAAAGAUCGCUUGGCUCAACAUAAAGAAAAAGUCGAGCAAAUUGUCCACUACCUGCGCCAUGGGAAACAUCGCGAUGGUUUGACAAAAAACCAACAACGAGUGGUUCGUGGCCAAGCAAAAAACUAUAUUUUUGAUGAAACAAGUAAUGUAUUUUAUAAUAAUUAUCUUUAUAUUAUUCUUUAGUCUGUCUUAUGCAGCGCUCACGACCAUUUUAUGAGAUGCAUGUUUGUAAGUUUGUUUGCAAGACAGAUGACUCUUGACUUUUGCAUGUAUCAGGGGGCAGUGGUAAUUUUCAAAUGAAAAAGGAAAUAAAUCUCAGAUAUUACAGCUACAAUUCCUGGAUGUUGCAGCCAAAAUUCAUGCAGAUAUCACAUGUUUGGCAUUUCAUAUAUUACAUUAUUUAAUACAGAGUGACUGGGGAAAUUUUUUGAAAUACAAAAAUAAAAUGCAAAACAAAUAUGGAAGUUUUACCCAUCCCCAGUCCAUAUAUAUAGUCUCAUGUUGGAAAAAAUUGUAUCAACUUGGUAUGCGAUUCUCUGAGCAAUGAAACAUGGAACGAUACAGUGUAGAAGUGCUGUUACACUGUGUGACUUGUCAUGCAAUGUUGUUGCAAAAUAUGUUGUAGGUGAAAUUCCAAAGUGCAUAAAUAGUACAAUCAGCAAUUAAGUCUUGGAGUGUUCUUGGUGUAGCAAUGGUUACAUAAAGUAGAGUAGUAGAAUCAUAUACUUGUCUCAAUUCCAGCAACAUAUUUUGAAGCAGUGUGACUGCAACACCCUAGUCAGUGCUCUUACAACUUUUCAUUAGUUCUUUUGUAAGUAAGCAUUUUCGGUAUUUUCUAGAUAAUGAGCUGUAUUACACUGGCGGAAAGGAAGGAAUCCGCAGAAAGGUUGUCCUUACCAUAGAAGAGAUUGGGGAGAUUCUUCAUCAUCAUCAUAGCGAAGCUAUGGGAGGCCAUAGUGGUGUGAAUGCCACUCUUAAUAAAAUUUCCAACUACUAUUGUUGGAAUGGCAUGAAAGAAGAUGUCCAAGAAUAUGUGAGUUUAUCCCCGAGCCGGCGGCGCGAAGCGCCAUGCGAGGGUACUAAUUCCCCCCGGCUAUUAUACACCCGGGGAAACGAAAGCAUUAGGGAAGUCUAAAGUUCAUCAAUGAGCGCGGGCGUCGGUCACCAACGAUGGGUGGUCAUCCUCACUGAUCUCAAAAAUAUGGCGGACUGUCAUGAAUAACGGACACUGAUUGGUCCAAUUUAAAGUUUGCAUUAUAACGACUGCAUGACGACAGCGAAAUAGCAAACAUUUCUUGAUUUGAUGAGUUGAUGAUUGAUAAAUUUGUCAAAUUUCUUGCAAAUAUUCUUCAUUUUUGCUCGUAUUUCUGCAAGAUUUUGUAAAUUUCAAGAAUGAAAGGGCCAAAGGAUCAGCUAAAAGAAGGGAGCCGACGUUAACGAAGGUAAGUUUGUUUUAAAUAUUGAUUUUAUAAUGGCUUUAAAACCCGACGGCUUUUGCGUAUAUCAAACAACUAAACAAGACAUACAAGACAGCAUAUAAUUUCAGUGUAUCUUUAAUAUUGAUUCCCUUUUUUAUUAUAUUGAAUUUUUUAAAUAAAAAAUAAAGCAAAGUUAUUUGCAAGCGAGAAUUUGAAAUCAUUUUAUUGCAAACUCAAAGUUUAUCGAUAAAGCCAUUUAAUAGUUAAAGGCAGUUUAGUUUUAUAAAGAACACUUUAAAACGUUUUGUGAAUUGUUUGUUGUUGAAUUUUACCUUAAAUUGAAGCUUGUAUUACGUAUAAUUACAUACCUAACAUAUAUAUAUGUUGAGAAAUUGAUAAUUUUGUUUUUAAAAGUGAUAUUUUUAGGCGAUUUUUAUUUGUAAGAAUAUUCUUAAAAAAUUAUCGUGUUACCAUAACAACUACUUUAGAUACUUCAUGUUCGGAAAAUACAACGGUUUUGUCAGCAAGGCGAGGGUUUCUGCAUGCAUGUAUUUUCUAGUAGAAAUACUAUUAGUUCAUGGGUUGCAAUAACAAAAUGUAUUAACCCAUAUUACUUGUCAGGGGAUAAUCGUUCUAAGAAAUUACAGGCGUGCUUUUACUAAACAGUGGAUAUUUCUAAUAUAGAUCACAUCAUGUCAUCAAUGUCAGAUUUAUAGCAAGAUAAAAACGCAAGCGCCAGAGCUUAUCCCGAUAAAAGUGAAUGAGGCAUUGGAGUUAGUUGGAAUAGAUUUGAUUGGUGAGUACAAGCAGGAGUUGAAAAUGAAAAUGAAAUUAGUUUUUUUAUAGCUUAGUUUCUUCCUUUAUCCAGUAAUGCCUCAUUAAAAUGUUUCAUUAUGCUUUCAAGGGCCACUGCCAACAACUGCAGAAGGUUACAAGUAUGUAUGUACCUUCACAGACUAUUAUACAAAAUUUGUGGAUUUUUUCCCCAUCAAAAGCAAAGCUGCGGAAGGUGUUGCAAAAUGCAUCAAGAAAUUUACGUGCAGGUAACUUAAGGAACAAUUUACUAUUGAUUGGGUUGUGAACUAUUGUGUACUAAGGAAGAGGUUAUUUGGCUGGCUCAGAGUGACAAAACGUAACAGAAAAGAAAACAUGUUUGACGAAAUGUCAUUCUGAGGUCAGCGAAAUAACUUCUGUGUACUAAAGGGUGUUAUAAUAUAGCAUUUGUAAAUUCUGAACGCUGAUUGGCUAAGAGCCGUGUUGAUAUAAACUCAAUGUCAACACAGGAAAUUUUCUGCUGUUUAUAAACACGGAAAUUUUUCUUAUCCUUCGGGCUUUUGACAUUGCUAUAUUAUAAAAAAAAACCCCAUUUUUUCCGUAUUGAUAUAUAGUUAUAUCAACACUCGUGGUCUCGUAUUCCAUACAAUUUCUCAUUUUCCCAAUUCCACUCGUGUUGAUAUAACUGUAUAUCAACACGGAAAAUGUUUUAUAUUUGUUAAUGAAAAUAUGAAAAUUACAUCAUCUUUCAUUAUCUUUAGAUGGGGUGCACCUGCACGGCUGCUGUCGGACCAGGGGAGAGAAUUUGUAGCAAAAGUGAAUGAUGAAGUCUGCAGAGAAUUUGGCAUCAAACGAUCAGUGACCAGUGCCUAUCAUCCUCAAACAAAUGGCUUGGACGAAAGAACAAACCAAACAUUGAAGCAACGUUUAUCUAAACUUGUGAAUGAGCAUCAGAAUAAUUGGUGUGACUUUCUGGAUGAAGUUGCUUAUUCAAUUAGAACGCAGAAGCAAGCUUCGACAAAAUACACACCAUUUUAUUUGAUGUUUGGUCGAAAUCCAAAUUCAGCUCAAAUGGUAUUUAAAAUAUUAUACAUUAUAACUGUAUAUGUUUCAUACCCGAAUAACUUAAUUGAAUAGUAGGUGCCCUACAUUCAUUUUUGUUUUGCUUUUAAAUUGGUACCUUUUAAAAGUUAGGAGACUCUGCGGUCUGCCGAAAGUUAUUUUGACAACUUCUAUAUGAAGUUCAUUCACUUCAUGUAAUAACAAUGAAAUGAAACAAAAAGUGCAAACAAUACUUAGCUGGCAUUGCCAUAUUAAUUAAAAUGAAUUUACGGCUGUACACAGGCUGCCGUUUCAGAGAGAUAAAGAUAUUUAGCCUCUCUUUUUUCCUCAGCUAGUGUAAAAUAACACCUUUUUUAUAAAUGGUGCAACAUGUUUUGUACUCAUGCAAAAUUGUGAUUGCUUAUAGAUAACAGUUGUGGAGGAUAAUUCAUCUGCUCCUGAAAGAACAGAAGACCUGCUGGACCACGAAACUGGUGAAAGGAUAGCAAAAUCUGAAGCCACUCGCCAGCAAGUAUGUACAAUUAGAAGAAUUAGCCCUUUAGUGCACAAUGGCAAAAAUGCAUUUAUUUACAAUUGUUGUACCUUUUGUGUAGGUUCUGAGCAAUGUCGAACUUGCUCAAGAAAAACAAAAAAAACAAUAUGAAAAGAGAAAGGCGAAGGGAGUGAAAACUUUUGAAAUUAAAGUUGGUGACACAGUUUACAAACGACAGAUGAAAAAUGUAUCCAGAAAAGGUGGAAAGAUGGAACCUCGUUGGAUGGGCCCAUAUAGGUACUAA